Chrysochloris asiatica (Cape golden mole) is the source of this 1125-nucleotide messenger RNA. RefSeq names its product RNA pseudouridylate synthase domain containing 4 (gene RPUSD4). The record is from RefSeq and is a predicted model, not a curated record. Lineage: Eukaryota; Metazoa; Chordata; Mammalia; Afrosoricida; Chrysochloridae. The transcript is spliced from 7 exons. Bases 1 to 1125 code for a protein of 374 amino acids. Gene Ontology annotation, molecular function: RNA binding; pseudouridine synthase activity. Gene Ontology annotation, biological process: pseudouridine synthesis.
AUGGCUGUACCUAUUUGUACUUCGCGUCUCGGAGUCUGGGGUACUGGUCAGCGUUCGAGGAAUCUCUUCAUUUUCAUUUCAAAGCUAUUUUGUUCCGCCGCCACUGCCUCUAGGCCCCUAAAUGCCCAGAGAUUAGCGGAGAGGCUCCGAGCACAGAAACAGGAACAAAAGAAGGAGUCGGUACUCACAAACCCUGUUCAACGGAGGGUACAAGAACUGUUGCGGUUCACCCAGCAGCUGCAGCGAGUCCACCCCAACGUGCUUGCUAAGGCUCUGAGCAGAGGGAUUCUCCACCAGGACAAGGACCUUGUUAUUAUCAAUAAACCCUAUGGUGUCCCUGUACAUGGUGGCCCUGGCGUCCAGCUCUGCAUCAGUGAUGUACUCCCUGCCCUGGCAAAGAUGCUGCGUGGCCACAAGGCAGAGCCCCUGCACCUGUGUCAUCGGCUGGACAAGGAAACUACUGGUGUGAUGGUGUUGGCUUGGGAGAAGGAAGUGGCACAUCAGGUCCAACAGUUGUUUAAAACCCGUCAGGUGGCCAAGAAGUACUGGGCCAUCACCAUACAUGUCCCCACUCCUUCGGCAGGAGUUGUCAACAUCCCCAUCAUUGAGAAGGAGGUACAAGGCCAGCGGCAGCACCACAAGAUGACGCUGUCCCCAAACUACUACAUGGACAAUGGGAAAAUGGUGAAAGUGCGUACCAACCAGAAUGCACACAUUGCUGUGACUCAGUACCAGGUGCUAAGCAGCACUCUCUCCUCUGCCCUCGUGGAGCUCCAGCCUAUUACCGGAGUAAAACAUCAGCUACGAGUUCACCUGUCUUUUGGAUUAGAUUGUCCAAUUCUUGGUGAUCACAAAUACUCAGACUGGAAUAGAUUGGCCCCGCAGAAGCUGUGUGUUGGCACCCUGAAGAAGCUGGGACUGAAGCAGUCGAAGGCGCGCCACAUCCCUCUCCAUUUGCAUGCCCAACAGCUGAUCCUGCCUGCCCUGGGGUCCAGGAUGGAUGACCUCAACUUGGUCUGCAAGCCUCCUCAGUUCUUUGUGCGUUCCCUGAGCCGCCUGGGCUUAGAGAUACCCAGUAAGGGUCUAACAGGAGACCAUGAAACAGAGCAUCUGGAAGUGCGGUGA